AUGGAGCAGGAAGAUAGAGGCACGGCAGGCGCUGACACAGCGGAAGGAGCAAGCAGCAAGCAGAGUGCAGUCCAGCUGGGGAUCCCCGGCGGUCCGUCAUCCCCGUUGCUGCUGCCGCCCUCCCCAGGGGUAUUGCUGGAGCAGGCCCGGCUGAGGGAGGCGGCGGCCCGGCUCAGGGACGUGGGGGCUCCGGAGUCGGUGGUUUUUCCCGGCACCAGAGCGCCCUGCUCCGCUGGCUGGAGGAGAGACUGAGCCGGGGAGAGGAGGCGCUGAGCCGGGAGCAGUUCAUAGAGAUGCUGGAGAGCCGGGCCAGCGGCCGGGAGGAGUGUGAGGAGGCAUUUGCACAGUUUGAUGCGGAAGGCGAUGAGGUGGUAGACUUGGAGAGCAUGUUGGAAGCCAUAAAGGCCUCUGGUGGUGCCAAUCUUCAAGGGGAGCUGAGUCAUGUAAUCAGACAGCUGCAAGCCUGCUCUCUCACACCAGGUUUCAUCGACAUAUUCUCCAAAUCAAAGGAUCGUCUUAACCUACAUUCUUCUAAGACGCUCCGUUUUUUACAUCGAAAUCGAAUUCCCAGUACUGUGAUCCCCUAUCCUAUUCUAGAGUGCUGUAGUAACAUUUUCACUAUGCGAUCCUCCGUGCUGAAAGAUUAUUUGGAGAGGUUGCUCAAGAAAGAAAAGGAAUGUCCAGCUGUUCUAACUGGCAGUGAUGAAUCUUUGAAGUAUAAAACAAUAACAAAAUGUUACAGUAGCAUAGAAACCUCAUCCAACUCUUCAGAUAUAGACAAGAUGACUAAUGGAGAAACAACCUCAUACUGGCAGUCAGAUGGCAGUGCCCGUUCACACUGGAUACGGUUAAGAAUGAAGCCUGACAUUGUAUUGAGACACCUAUCCAUUGCUGUGUGUGCCGCAGACCAGAGUUACAUGCCUCAGCAAGUGGCUGUGGCGGUUGGACGAAAUCCAAGCAACCUACAGGAGGUUCGCGAGGUCCACAUUCCCAGCCAUAUUACAGGCUAUGUGACAUUGCUGGAAAACGCUAACAUAAGUCAGAUUUAUGUCCAGAUAAACAUCAAGCGUUGUUUGAGCGAUGGAUGUGAUACAAGAAUACAUGGCCUUCGCGCUGUUGGCUACCAGAAGCUAAAAAAGUCUGUAGUAUCCAUAUCUGAUGCAUCAGCUAUAUGGUAUCUUUCUCUGCUGACAUCGCUUGUCACUACUUCAAUGGAAACCAAUCCAGCGCUUGCACAGGCUGUCCAGCAGCACACACAAAAGGCUUUGCAGCACAUGAUACCUCUCUCUUUAACACAAGGAACUGCUGAGUUUCCAAAUUUUUUAUCACCAAAUAUUCUGGAAGAGGUGAACAGCUUUCUGAUGAGGACUGCAAGCUGCUGUCCCACACCAGCAGUGGAUUUAAAUCUCUUGGCAUUUGCUUUGGCCAGAGGGAAUAUUGCUAAAGUGAUCACCUCUCUUUGUACCAUUAUGGACCAUUUGGAUUUACAGUACAAAGCUGCCUCCCUUUUAAAUUCAAUGGAAUCUGUUAGAAUCAAUCUUCUCUAUAAAUAUGGAAGACCACUGCAGUUUACUCUAAUAGCGUGUGAUGUCAAAGGCAAGGAAGAUAAAUCGGGACCAGAAAACUUACUGGUGGAACCUUGGACAGGAGAUGGCUUCCUGACAGAAACUGGAAAAACCAGGGCAAGCAUAAUCCUUUCUUCAGGCACUGAGUCAGCCUUCCAGGUUACACAGAUGAGGAUAAGGGUCCGAAGAGGUGCCAUUGGUAGUAAAUGUGGUUUGGUGUUUGCUUACAAUUGCUCAGAAAAGUUCCAUGCUGAAGAGCAUUUUAAAAGAUUUGAACAUUUUGACACAUGGAAAGUACCUGAAUUCAAACAAUUUGUGAAAGACCGAGCUAACCAGUUUGGCACAGAAAUAGGUGAGAGUGAUCCUGUAGCCUGGUUUGAGCUGGAAGAGGAAUGGGACGAAGUAGAUAUCAGGAUGCAGCAAUGCAAAACUGCCAAGUACUGGAUGGUGAAGUUCCUCUGCACACGGGAGGAAACUGCAGAGCGCUUAGGUGUGCAAGGUAUCAGUGCUUUUGGUUACCGCAGACCAUUGGAG
Messenger RNA from Staurois parvus, 2099 nucleotides. The record is from the annotation of a GenBank genome assembly. NCBI's taxonomy places the organism in Eukaryota, Metazoa, Chordata, Amphibia, Anura, Ranidae.